AUGCUACGCAAAGAAUUGCUCCAUAUGCCGUUGGAAAACGGUGUUCGUAUUGCUUAUCGUUUAUCACAUUCGAUUGAUACAUCAUUGCCAAGCAUCGUUAUGCAUCAUGCUUUCUUAAUGAAUUCUCGAUUUUAUGAUCAACAAUUUAAAGAUAGUCGAUAUUCAAAUUAUAAUCUUAUAUCAAUCGAUGCACAUGGUCAUGGUGAAACAAUCGGUCGUGGGAACGACUUUACAUUCUGGGACUCGGCUGCCGAUUCGUUACAGCUUCUUACCAAACUUGGCGUUGAUCAGUUCUACGCUAUGGGGUCUACACAGGGAGGUUUUAUUGCUUUGCGCAUGGCACUACUGGAACCUAAUCGGGUGAAAGGUUUGAUAUUAUUAUCUACUUCGGUUUAUGCAACACCGCAACAGCUCAAAACUUAUAUGCAAGCAUCUCGUGAUCAAUGGUGUAGAACAAAAAUUCCUUCAGAUGAAGCAAUGUUGGUGCGAGCAGCAUCUUUUGGCGGACCUACGCGUGUCGGUAGAAAAGUAUUCAGAAAAAUUCGAGAUAUGUGGAUACAACGGUAUGCGGGUGCUGAAUGUUAUGAUCCAGCAUUGAAUUGUCUUCUCAAUCGCGAAGCAAUUGAUGAUCAACUGGAGAAAAUCACUGUGCCAACGUUAGUUUUACACGGAACCGAAGAUCGUAUAUUUACAGUUGAAGAAGCACAAACAUGGACAUCGAAAUUACCUAAUUUAUGGAAAUUCGUAAUCGUCGAACACGGUGUUCAUUAUCUUUCUUUAACAGAACCCGGCAUCGAAGUAGCUGCUCAAUUAAUUCCUCAAUUUAUCAAUGAAACAUCAUAA
This is a messenger RNA of Adineta ricciae, 843 nucleotides long. NCBI's taxonomy places the organism in Eukaryota, Metazoa, Rotifera, Eurotatoria, Adinetida, Adinetidae. The record is from the annotation of a GenBank genome assembly.